AGGGUGCGUGGUGCAAACAGAACGCACAGCCCCUCCAAAACACACACAGAGUGACUUAGAUUCCUUCACACUCGCCCGACUCCGCUGGACACACACGAAGGACAGCAGGUCAGCGCGAAUGGACAGAGCAGCAUAAGGACACCAGCAGUUUCUCAGAGACUCCACAGACCAGGACGUUCAGACAUGAGUGACCCCAUGCAGGAGCUGGACGAGCUGUGCUAUCUCACGUCCCAGUCCAUGACAUCAAUGGUGACCUCAGAACACUUCAAAGUGCUGAAGAAGCUGGGAGAGGGGUCGUACGGCAAGGUCAUGCUGGCCGUGCACAGAAAGAGAGGCACCCCUAUGGCCCUGAAGUUUUUCCCCCGUUGCUCCACCACUCUCCUGGCUUUCCUGCGCGAAUACAACCUCUCCCUGACGUUCUGCACCCAUCCUUCCCUCACACGUGCUCUGGGAAUCUUCUUCUCCACGCCGUCCCACUACAUCUUCGCCCAGCAGGCCGCUCUCUACGGAGACCUGUACGAUGUCAUCGUGUCAGAGGUGGGGGUGACUGAAGAACAGGCUCAGAGUGUGAUGUCCCAGCUAAGCGGUGCCGUGUCCCACCUGCACUCCCUGGGUUUCGUGCACCGGGACAUCAAGCCCGAAAACGUAUUCUUGUAUGACCGCAACUGCCGCUGGGUCAAACUGGGAGAUUUUGGCCUGGUACGAGCCCGGGGGGCCCAGGUGCGCCCCGUCUGGUACAACUCACCCUUCUGCGUCCCAGAGGUAGAGCAGGCCAAGGAGGGGAAGAAAGGAAGCAAGGGAGAAGAAGAGGAAGAGGAGGAGGAGGAGACAUGGAUGUCAGUGGAACCAAGUCUGGACAGCUGGGCGCUGGGGAUUCUCAUAUACUGCCUGCUAACGGGCUGCUUCCCCUGGGAGGAGAGCACCUCAGACGACCCUGGCUUCUGCAAGUUCAGAGACUGGUUCAACUACACGAAAGAGAAGGAGGACAGGGAAGGGGGACAGAACGGAUGGAGUCACAGCAACAAGAAUGACAGGAGGGACGGUGGGAAGGGGGCAGAGGGGGCUGUGCCUUCACAGUUUGAAUCUUUAAGCUCACUGGCCCUCACUUUGCUCAGGAAGCUCCUGAACCCUCUCCCAUGGCUCCGGGCAGGGCCAGACGAGAUCCUGUCCUACCUCGGGGGAGCCUGGCUGCUGGAGACAGAGAGAGCGGAGAAAAGGAGAGAGAAAGAGGCACAAGAGGAGGCCAAAAAGAUACGAGAGGGAGGAAGAGGAGUGGAGGAGGUCAAAGGCAGGCAAGGGAGAAGGGAGAGAUAGAAAGGGGAAAAAGUAGGGCUGCACUAUAUGGACAGAUUACUCGUAUUACAAUUAUAUUCCCAUAGUGGAAAAAAGUGAAAAAUAACAAUCAGGUGCCGCUUAAAGUCAGUUCUAUAAUUUGGACACACAGAAGCAACAAAUAGUUUCCUGAUGAGCGAAGUUUGAACAUCUUUGAAAGAAAGUGGGUGAACACAUUUCAUUCUUGUGACUGAGUUUAUUUCAUUUUUCCAUCACAUUUUAAAAGUACUGUAACAUGUGCAAGGCUCCCUUUGGCAUACGUCGCUUUGAGGCAACAUUGAGAGACAAAGAGGAAAGAAAUGAUAUAGAUCAGUGUUCCCUGCAGUGGUGAGGCCUGAAUUGUGACUGGCUAAAUCCAUUCUACGGUGGUACCAUGUUACUUCUAGGCAACAGGCAUAUUUCUGCAAAUUCUCAUAACGAAAAAAAAAACCCCAAAAUGAAAUUGAAUGUUGAAAAACAGAUUUAAAAGGUGUCCACUAAGAGACAGUGUGAUGACAUACAUGCCUUUUAUUGACUUACUCAAUCUGCUCCCUUUAUUGUUAACCCUGUCAGCACUUUUAUAUCAAGAAAUCUGCUUGCAAUAAUAUGAAAUUCCCUCAUUGCUCGCUAGCAGCUCAACAUAGUCCUACACAAUGCCCUAGUUAAUCUUAUAAUAUGGGAAUUCCCCCCAGUUUAGUCAAACUGAAUUCCUCUCAGUAGUCAGAACUCCCCCAGUCACACAAUACCUCCAGCACUAGGAGGGUGAAGGCCAGCACAGGUUUCAUCCAAGCCUUGUGAAGCGCCACAGCAUCUUUCCAAACUGCCAAAUUGGACAGCUGAACACGUUCAGAGGAAAGCACCAAGUGCCAGAUCGGUUAUGUCAGCUAAAAAUAAAUAAAUAAAUAAAUAAAUAAAUAAUAAGGCACCUGCACCGAGUGAUGGGGAGACGGAGGGGGCCAUUCUACCCACCCAGAGAGAUCAAGGCCAAUUGUGCUUUCUUGGACUCCCAGCCACAGAUGGCUGUAUCAUCACCAGGGAUUGAACUCAAUCUCCUGAUACAGUCAACGCUUAGACGGUUCCUCUCUGACUAGGCCUACAGAAAGAGGAGAAAAACAGUUAAGAAGUAUCUUGGACGAUUUAUUUCACACUGUCAAACAUGCUUACAAUGAAGCGGCUAAGCGCUCGAUCAUUGACUCAACCGAAAAAACAACGUUUCUGUAACGCUGCACAAACGCAAGAAGACGCCUCUGGAUCUUAAAAAUGGAAGUCUGUUUAAUGAGAGAGUUAUCAGUGCGCAAGUCCAAGUAAAACAAUCUCAGAGCAAAUCCAGUAACCCAAAAACCAAGCAGGGGUCAAAAACCAGAAUAACCAAAACAUACAGGCAACCAGAGCAGAAGGCCAAACCCAAAAGCACAGAAACCAGAAAGCAGGCAAAAGGUUCAAGGCACAAGUAAACUGGCAAUACCUCAGAAAGAGGAGAACAACCCGAGGACGGUUUCAGUUCUGAGACAAACACACGCACAGGUGAGUCGAAUUAGAAGUCAGGUGACUGAGAACGAGGCAGUUUCGCGUGAUUGGAGACGUCGCUGGGACUGGAAUUAUGGGAAAUGGAGUCCUGGAGACCAAUUUCAUUAGACCAGCAUUAUUUUGACCGAAAUAGUUUCCUUUUUGUUGGAUUACAUGAAGACUGUAAUUCAUCGAAACACUGUGGUCGAGAUGCUCUCAGCACGCAAUAAACAAUAUUGUGAUUGGUCAGAGGGGUCAUUUGCAUAUUGCAGCCCUCUAUGGUGUAAGUAUCACCAAAGCCAAUAUCACGGUAGCGAUUAACAAAUGAUACAGUCGUGUGCAAAAGUUUGGGCGCCCCUGGUCAAAUGACGUGUGUUUGGCUUACUAAGUGAAGACAAAGUAUAUAGAAGAUAAGAGGAUAUUUAACAUGAAAGCAAGUUAUGGCACAUAUUAUAUUUUGUUUUUUUUUUUCCCCAAUAUGUUCAACUCAGCAAAUAAAUAGAAUGUGUAGCAAAAUAC
Messenger RNA from Pygocentrus nattereri (red-bellied piranha), 3336 nucleotides. RefSeq names its product SH3 domain binding kinase family, member 3 (gene sbk3). The transcript is spliced from 5 exons. NCBI's taxonomy places the organism in Eukaryota, Metazoa, Chordata, Actinopteri, Characiformes, Serrasalmidae. The coding region runs from base 184 to 1314 and encodes 376 amino acids. The record is from RefSeq and is a predicted model, not a curated record. Gene Ontology annotation, molecular function: protein serine/threonine kinase activity; ATP binding. Gene Ontology annotation, biological process: peptidyl-threonine phosphorylation; peptidyl-serine phosphorylation.